AUGUAUGCUGCAGAGUUCACCACAAAUGCUGACCAGCACUAUUGUGAGUAUGCCAACUGUUUUAGCGGUCAUCCUGGCACUGUACCUGCUAUCACCUAUAUUGAGCACAAAGAUCCAAGCAAGCCCGGUAAAUGGCUUUGUGAAAAAUGCAGCCGAUACCAGCGCUCCAAGUUCACUACCAAGAAAAUAAGUGAUGCAGUAAUUCCAAAUACCUCGAAGCAUGGUUUCGGCCAGUCUGAAUAUGAUGGUGCUGCAGUUCACAAGCAGACUGCAGAGGCGCAGCGUGGAAAAUCCCAACUUCCUGUUUGUGCAGUGGGGCUUAGUGUAUCAUGUGGGAUGCCUCCACCUGCAUUCAUCCCAGGUCCUGUUCACCCGAGGCGCGCCUCAGCAAAUCAUCAAUUUGUUCCUUUACCCAACUGGCCUGCAGCUCCUGGCCCCUCAGACAUCCGCCGUGCAAAUCCAUUAGGGCCCAACAUAUCUAUUUAUGGUCGGGACCCUCAGUUUAUUGUGUACUCAGACCUUCUUCGAACUCUGCCACUCAAGCCUGGUUAUCAAGAUGCGCAUAAAAUUUAUGAAGAGAUGCGAGACCGGCUUGCUCGACAGGCCUAUGCUUCGAGUGUUCCCGAAGUGGUAUGCGUCAAGGCAUACCUUGCAGUGAUGAUUCCACGGGCUAAAAAACCAACUCUAAUAUCUGAUAUAGUCGAGUCGAUCAGCAACAUCCCUUACCAUAUUGGUGCCAAUGACCUUAAAAUUUCGGUGUACCUCACCCUACUUCCCAUGUUCAUCAAGUGGUCCAUGGGUCUUACUUUUACAUUUGAAGAGGCACGUUUGCGUCUUGUUAGUAGUUUCGAGGAGAUUCUUCCCCGUCCAUCUGGAGAAGACAUCAAUGCCAUAGCAUCCCACUUCCUCAAGACCAGGAACACGAAGCAGCAGUUCAACGCUGGCAAGGGGAUCGAACUUCACCUCAUUAUUCCACAUACAAAGUUCCUUGCCGCUGAGCAAAGGCGAAAUGGUGAGGAAGUAGCUGAGUCCAAGUCUCGCGAUGUUCGUUUUCGACAUGGACUAUUGGUACCUUACAUGACUGACAGCAUACAUCAACCAGGAUACACCUCAUGCAACAGCGGCAAGUUCAUCUGA
Suillus fuscotomentosus is the source of this 1137-nucleotide messenger RNA. RefSeq lists its product as uncharacterized. Lineage: Eukaryota; Fungi; Basidiomycota; Agaricomycetes; Boletales; Suillaceae. Bases 1 to 1137 code for a protein of 378 amino acids. The transcript has 4 exons. The record is from RefSeq and is a predicted model, not a curated record.